This is a messenger RNA of Neurospora hispaniola, 2853 nucleotides long. Its product is annotated as protein transport protein sec-24. The transcript is spliced from 2 exons. Gene Ontology annotation, biological process: intracellular protein transport; COPII-coated vesicle cargo loading; endoplasmic reticulum to Golgi vesicle-mediated transport. NCBI's taxonomy places the organism in Eukaryota, Fungi, Ascomycota, Sordariomycetes, Sordariales, Sordariaceae. Gene Ontology annotation, cellular component: COPII vesicle coat; endoplasmic reticulum exit site. The record is from RefSeq and is a predicted model, not a curated record. The coding region runs from base 1 to 2853 and encodes 950 amino acids. Gene Ontology annotation, molecular function: SNARE binding; zinc ion binding.
AUGGCGGCUCCUCCUCCCAACGAUGGCUACGGCCAGUAUCCCCCUCAGCAGUACGGCGAGCAACCCCAAUACCCUGUCGAUCCCGCCCAACAAGCAUAUGGUAGCCCGGCCUCUCCUCCGCCGGCGGCCGCCUCCCAGCACGGCGCCGAGCAUGGCAAGAAGAAGAAGAGAGCAUACGCCGCCCAGGCCUUCGAGGUUGCCACAGGAGGCAAUGCCGUAGUAGGCGGACAGCCAGCAGCAGCACAAUACGGGAUCCCUCAGCCAGCAGCACCGGGAUUUGGUGGAUAUCCGGCGCAAGAUGCCCAACAAGUGGCGUACGGCGCUCCGACAACACCGUACGGCGCGCCUCAGCCUGCCGUACCCGGAGUCGGAGGCUAUCAGGCCCCUGAUCCCUACUACUCCCAAGGUGUUCCUCCGGCCGCCGUUGGGCCUGCCCCCGGAGGUGUUGCCGGUAUUACCGCCGGUAUCCAGUCUAUGGGCUUCGGAGGACAGCCGCAGCAGCCGCAGCAACUUCCUGCCCAGACGAGGGGUCAUGUGAACCAGCUUUAUCCCACCGAUCUACUCAACCAGCCCUUUAAUGUUGCCGAACUCGAGCUGCCGCCUCCCCCUAUUAUUCUUCCCCCUAAUUCUAGCGUUACCCCUUCCCCAGAUGCCAACUGCGCGCCAAAGUAUGUGCGAUCGACCUUAAAUGCCGUACCCACCACCCACUCGCUGCUCAAGAAAAGCAAGUUGCCCUUUGCGCUCGUUAUUCAGCCAUAUGCAGCUCUUCAUGACUUGGACGAUCCGGUUCCAGUUGUGCAAGACCAAGUGAUCUCGCGCUGCCGAAGAUGUCGAUCCUACAUCAACCCAUUCGUGACCUUCCUUGACCACGGUCACAGAUGGCGCUGCAACAUGUGCAACCUAACCAACGAUGUUCCCCAGGCCUUUGAUUGGGAUGCGGCGGCCCAGAAGAGCGUGGAUAGAUGGCAAAGACAUGAGCUUAACCAUGCGGUGGUUGAGUUCGUUGCGCCGCAGGAGUAUAUGGUCAGGCCUCCCCAGCCUCUGGUCUAUCUUUUCUUGUUUGAUGUCAGCUACGCGGCUGUCUCCACAGGUCUCUUGGCCACCAGUGCAAGGACAAUUCUGGAUAGCCUCGACAGGAUACCGAAUGCCGAUCGCCGCACCCGUCUUGGAUUCAUCGCCGUGGACUCAAGCCUGCAUUAUUUCUCAGUCCCGAGAGAUACGGAGGAAAACGGCGAGACGAGCAUGCUUGUGGUCAGCGAUCUGGAUGAGCCAUUCCUCCCUGUUCCGGGCGAGUUGCUGGUCCCCCUCACCGAGUGCCGCCAAAACAUCGAAAGCUUCCUCAACAAGCUGCCCGAGAUGUUUGCGAACAACCAGAGCAAUGGAAACUGCAUGGGGUCAGCUCUCAGGGCAGGUCAUAAGCUUAUUGCCCCUCUCGGCGGCAAGAUCGUGGUGCUGAGCUCAUCUCUGCCUAACGUGGGUUACGGAAAGCUCGAGAUGAGGGAAGACAAGAAACUUCUCGGCACGUCCAAGGAAAGCGGGUUGCUGCAAACCGCCAAUUCGUUUUACAAGAGCUUUGCCGUGGAAUGCUCCAAGAACCAAGUGUCUAUCGACAUGUUCCUCUUUUCUUCCCAGUAUCAGGAUGUGGCCUCUUUGAGCAACCUCCCGCGGUACACUGGUGGUCAAACAUGGUUCUACCCGGGAUGGAACGCCGCUAGGGCCGAAGACGCCGUCAAGUUUGCGUCCGAAUUCAGUGACUACCUGUCGUCUGAAAUUGGCCUCGAGGCCGUCCUCCGUGUUCGCGCUACUACUGGACUGCGGAUGAGCACAUUCUACGGCAACUUCUUUAACAGAAGUUCCGACUUGUGCGCUUUCCCGGCUUUCCCCCGUGAUCAGUGCUAUGUCGUCGAGGUUGCUAUUGAUGAGAACCUUACCAAGAAUUUCGUUUGCUUGCAGACAGCGGUACUACAUACCACCUGCAAUGGUGAACGUCGCAUUCGCGUCAUGACUCUGGCUUUGCCGACUACCACCAAUCUUGCCGAUGUGUACGCCUCGGCCGAUCAGUGCGCUAUCGCUACCUACUUCAGCCACAAGGCGGUUGAAAAGGCCCUUGGAAACUCCCUGGAUGCGGCAAGGGAUCUCCCUCAGCAGAAGCUCACCGAACUUCUGCAGACCUUCAGGAAGGAGCUGGGCGGAGGCAGCAUGGGUGGCGGCCUUCAGUUCCCGUCCAACCUCCGUGGCCUCCCUGCCCUUUGCCUGGGCUUGACCAAGCAUGUUGGUUUGAGGAAGUCGGCGCUUAUUCCUUCGGAUAUUCGCUCUGCUGCCCUCUGCCAGCUCUCUACCCUUCCUUUGCCACUACUUAUGCAGUACAUCUAUCCCAGGCUAUACUCACUGCACGACAUGCCUGACAAUGCCGGUAUUCCUGACCCGGAGACGAGCCAGAUUGUUCUCCCACCACCCAUGAACCUCUCCUCGGAGCGGUUCGUUCCAUUCGGCUUGUACCUUAUCGACGACGGCCAAACGCAAUUCCUCUGGGUUGGUCGUGACGCUGUGCCUCAGCUCAUCCUCGAUGUUUUCGGGGUGCAGGAACGCACUCAGGUCGCUGUUGGAAAGGGCACUCUGCCUGAGUUGGACAAUGACUUUAACGAGCGUGUGAGAAACGUGAUUGCCAAGAGCAGAGACCACAAGAGCAAGGGCGUUGGCAGCAUCACAUUGCCCCAUCUGUACAUUGUCAGGGAGGAUGGUGAACCAAGCCUUAAGCUGUGGGCUCAGACUCUCUUGGUGGAAGACCGGGCGGAUCAGGGGAUGAGCUUCCAACAGUGGAUGGGAAUGCUGAGGGAGAAGGUGAGUAACUAA